AUGGCUCAACAUCAUCACAGCAACAGCAGGGAAACACUUCAACGUUUGGUACAAAAGUUCGGAAAUAAAAACAAGCUCCAAUUUUUUGAGCAUGAUGAUAUUGGAUCGGAGAAUCCGAAGAAUAUUCCACCACUUGUUUUGUUGAUUGGUUGGUAUGGAAGCAAGUUCAGAUUCGUCUCCAAGUAUACUGCAAUUUAUACCAGAAAGGGAUAUGAUGUCUUGUCGUAUAUUCCAGAUUCUUGGGAAUUAUUUUCGAAAAAAGCAUCUUUGAAUGGAGUAGAGAAAAUUUUGGAUAUGAUUGAAGUGGAUCAGAAGGAAAAUGAAAGCUCUUUCAUUGUUCAUGCAAUUUCAAAUAAUGGAGGUUUAUUUGUUGCUAGAAUGAUGGCUCUAUUGGAUUCUAAUAAGAAUGAUUAUAUAAAUGUUAGAAAGGGAUAUAGAGGAUUGAUUUCUGAUUCAUUCCCUGGUGUAAAUACUGAAGAUGCAGAUGCUAUUUCAGUUUUGGCAGGAUAUAACUAUGAUAAGAAAUUGAAGAAAAUUUAUUAUUUAUUGUGUAUUUUACUUUUACUAUCAUGUGAGCAAUAUGGCUGAACAGUUCUAUGUUGGAUAUUUGAGUGAAUUGAGUUUAACCACAAAGGUGUUUGGUGAAGACACUCCAAUUUUGGUCAUGUAUGCCAAGGAAGAUUUUAUUGUUCCUUCAAAGGCAGUUUAUGCAUUUUGGUCUAAUUAUAAGGAAAAGAAAUCUGUAAAGAUUUGUUGCUUUGAGGGUGAUAUUGAUCACAUUAAGAUUUUUGUUGUUGAACCAGAAAAGUAUUGUGCAGAGAUUGAUCAUUUCACAAAAGAACACAUUCCACUUCCGAUUAGUCAUCAUUAAAUAGUUUAUAAUUCAUCUU
Naegleria gruberi is the source of this 890-nucleotide messenger RNA. RefSeq lists its product as uncharacterized. The transcript is spliced from 2 exons. NCBI's taxonomy places the organism in Eukaryota, Heterolobosea, Eutetramitea, Acrasida, Naegleriidae. The record is from RefSeq and is a predicted model, not a curated record. The coding region runs from base 1 to 588 and encodes 195 amino acids. Gene Ontology annotation, molecular function: serine hydrolase activity.